CUAGGCUUCUUUUAAAGGCGACUAGGUUUUGCUGGGGGAAGGUUUCUGUUCUUUCUGUCAUAUCGUUGCAUUUUUUAUGUGGCUCUGCAUUUCUCAGAUAGAUCAUUGUUAAGCUAGCUUGAUUUUUGAUAUUGGAAAGCAUAAAUGGCGAAGAAGAAGAAUCCUCUGGUUUUUAUGGAUGUUUCAAUCGAUGGUGAUCCUGUUGAAAGAAUGGUUUUUGAGCUGUUUGCUGAUGUUGCUCCUAAGACUGCAGAAAAUUUUCGAGCACUUUGUACAGGGGAAAAAGGAAUUGGUCUAAAAACUGGGAAACCACUGCACUAUAAAGGGUCCUUCUUUCAUCGCAUCAUUAAAGGUUCCAUGGCUGAGGGUGGUGAUUUUGUAAAACGAGAUGGGACUAGUGGCGAAAGCAUUUUUGAGGGAAAUUUUCCAGAUGAGUCACCCAGGCUAAAACAUGAUGGACCUGGUCUCUUAUCUAUGUCUGUUGCUGACCGCGACUCAUUGGGAUCUCAUUUUAUCAUCACCUUUAAGGCUAAUCAUAAUCUUGACAGGAAAUAUGUAGUCUUUGGGGAGCUUGUGCAGGGGAAAGAGGUAUUGAAAAAAAUUGAAAAUGCUGGUGAUGAAGAAGGGAGGCCAACUGUAACAGUGAAGAUAAUCAAUUGUGGUGAAUUUGGUGAUGAUAAAAAGAAAGGAAACAAACUGAAGAUGGCGAAGGAUGCUUCCUUGGAUGAUAACAAUUAUGAAGUGAGGAGGAAGGGAAAGCACAAGAAAUCUUCUAGAGACAAGAGGAAGAAGCGGAGAAGAUACUAUUCCUCUGAUUCAGAGAGUUCCUCAGAUUCUGAGAUGGAAUCGUCUGAUUCUGAUAGCGAUUCUGAUUCAUAUUUAUCCUCCUCAUCUGACAUUAGUUCUUCAAGUGAUGACAGGCGUAAAAAAAGAAAGAGAUCUUCUAAACGGGAAAAAAAUAGACGUGGAAAACGAAGAGAUAGACGGCGUGACAAGAAGCGGAAGAGGCGUGAUAAGAGAUCCAAACACAGAUCAAGAAGGUCAUCGGAUAGUAUUACAGAUACUGGAAGUGAUAGUAAAAGUGAUACUAGCAGUGAAGAUGAUGAUCUUGAUGUUCAAGCUAAAGAUCGAAAACGGAAAGACCCUACUCAGAAAGCUGUUGGUAAUAAGUCUGCUUUGCUUGUGGAAAAAGAAGCUGCUUCCUUCCGGCUGAAAAAGAGGGAGGAUGACAUGUUUGAAAAAGAGGGUGAAGAAACUCCCAAGGAAAAUGGUGAUCAGCGGAGCAAUGGCAUUGGAGCAGAUGCUAAAUCUUACAGAAUUACAGAUAGACAACCUGAUGUGGUAGAUGAUCACCCAGGCAAAUCUAGGAGCCGAAGCAUGAGUCCUAGGAGGACCAUGAGUAAGAGUAUGAGUAUUAGUCCCAGGAGGAGUCUGAGCAGGAGCCGUAGUAUUAGUCCUAAUCGUAGUAUGGGUAGGACUCCCAGUGUGAGUAGAAGCCCACCUCAGCAGAGGAGAAGUAUCAGCAAAAGUCCUCCUCGAAGCAGCAGCAGUAGGAGCCCAUUGAGGAGUAGAAAAGAAAGGAGCAUCAGUGAGAGCCCAGUGAGAGCUCAGUCUCGAAGAAGCUUGAGUAGGAGCCCUGUGAGGUCCCUGUCCCGAAGAACUCAAAGCAGGAGCCCUCGGAGAACAUUAUUGCGAAAAUCAAUUAGCAAAAGCCCCAUAAGAGUUACCAAAAGAAGCAUAAGCAGAAGCCCAGUUCAAUCUUCUCAGAGAAGUGUGAGCAGAAGUCCUGUUCGAUUUUCUCAGAAAAGUAUAAGCAGAAGCCCUAUUCGAUCUUCUCAUAGAAGCUUAAGCAGAAGCCUAAUUCGGUCUUCUCAGAGAAGCAUUAGCAGAAGUCCAAUUCGAUCUUUGCGGAGAAGCAUUAGCAGAAGCCCAGUUCGGUCCUCUCGGAGAAGCAUUAGCAGAAGCCCAGUUCGAUCCUCUAGGAGAAGCAUUAGCAGAAGCCCUGUUCGAUCUUCUCGGAGAAGCAUUAGCAGAAGCCCAGUUCGAUCCUCUAGGAGAAGCAUUAGCAGAAGCCCUGUUCGAUCUUCUCGGAGAAGCAUAAGCAGAAGCUCGGGCAGGGCUGCUUCUAGGAGAAGUAUUAGUCGAAGCCCCAUUAGGGCUCCAAGCAGGACUAACCGUCGCACUUACUCUAGAAGCCCUAGUCCUGUACGUAGGGCAAGGUCUCCUCCUUUUGUUCGAAGAAGUUUGUCCAGGAGUGUUUCCCCUGAUGGGUCGCCCAAGCGCAUCAGAAGGGGCAGGGGUUUCAGUCAGCGUUACUCGUAUGCUCGACGAUAUCGAACCCCUUCACCUGAUCGUUCUCCAGUCAGGUCUUACCGUUAUGGUGGUAGAGGUGACCGCGACAGGUAUUCAAGUUACAGAAGGUUCUCACCUAGGCGAUUUAGAAGUCCUCCAAGAGGAAGAACUCCGCCCAGAUACAGAGGCAGGAGAAGCCGGAGCCGUAGUCUAUCUGUAUCACGUAGCCCUCGCUACCGAAGCCGUCGCUAUAGCCGUAGCCCCAUCAAGAGCCGUUCCCCAGUUGAGGUGUAUAGAUCUCGUUUGUCUCCACGGAAUGAGAGGAGGAGGUCACCAUCUCGAAGUAGGAGUCCCUCAGAAUCACGGUCUUCACUUGACUCUGAGUCGCCAAAGCGAAGUAGCAAAGCAAGGUCAAGAUCUUCAUCUGAUAGCCCAGAUGGGAAGAAGGGUCUGGUUUCAUAUGAAGAUGGUUCUCCAGAUUCAGGGCGGUGAAUUUAUUUAUAGUUGUCGAUACCAACGAGCUAAUCAGUAUUUAUCAUGGUGUUGAGGUGGCUUGUGACUUUUUGAAGUCUUAUUGACUUCUAAAUGCCGGUUAGGCAUAUAAUGCUUGAAGAGUUGAAUUUUUAGCUGAUGCUGAUGGAAUAUGUAGUUUGGUUUAGUUUCACAUUUGGUGUGUUGUUAAGAAUAUAUAUAUAUUUG
Pistacia vera is the source of this 2991-nucleotide messenger RNA. Its product is annotated as peptidyl-prolyl cis-trans isomerase CYP95. Lineage: Eukaryota; Viridiplantae; Streptophyta; Magnoliopsida; Sapindales; Anacardiaceae. The record is from RefSeq and is a predicted model, not a curated record. The transcript is spliced from 14 exons. Gene Ontology annotation, molecular function: peptidyl-prolyl cis-trans isomerase activity. Gene Ontology annotation, biological process: protein peptidyl-prolyl isomerization. The coding region runs from base 145 to 2784 and encodes 879 amino acids.